Molecule: messenger RNA, 1758 nt
Organism: Eurypyga helias (sunbittern)
Lineage: Eukaryota; Metazoa; Chordata; Aves; Eurypygiformes; Eurypygidae
Product: dihydropyrimidinase-related protein 2
Exons: 11
Cellular component (GO): cytoplasm; cytosol
Molecular function (GO): hydrolase activity, acting on carbon-nitrogen (but not peptide) bonds, in cyclic amides
Source: RefSeq, a predicted model, not a curated record
UUGAUCACGUGGUUCCGGAGCCAGGGACCAGUUUGCUGACUGCGUUCGACCAGUGGCGAGAGUGGGCAGACAGCAAGUCCUGCUGCGACUACUCCCUGCAUGUGGAUAUCACCGAGUGGCAUAAAGGUGUCCAGGAGGAGAUGGAAGCUCUGGUUAAAGAUCAUGGUGUGAACUCCUUCUUGGUGUACAUGGCUUUCAAAGACCGCUUUCAGCUAACUGAUUCUCAGAUAUACGAGGUCCUGAGUGUAAUCCGGGAUAUUGGUGCGACAGCUCAAGUGCAUGCUGAGAACGGUGACAUCAUUGCUGAGGAGCAGCAAAGGAUCCUGGAGCUGGGGAUCACAGGCCCUGAAGGGCAUGUCUUGAGCAGACCUGAAGAGGUGGAGGCAGAGGCUGUGAACCGGGCAAUAACCAUCGCCAACCAAACCAACUGCCCCCUCUAUAUCACCAAGGUGAUGAGCAAAAGUGCUGCUGAUGUCAUUGCUCAAGCCAGGAAAAAGGGCACUGUGGUGUAUGGAGAGCCCAUCACAGCCAGCUUGGGCACCGAUGGAUCUCAUUACUGGAGCAAGAACUGGGCUAAGGCGGCAGCUUUCGUUACUUCCCCACCACUGAGUCCUGACCCAACCACUCCCGACUUUCUCAACUCGCUGCUGUCCUGCGGAGACCUCCAGGUUACUGGCAGUGCCCACUGCACCUUCAACACUGCUCAGAAAGCUGUCGGGAAGGACAACUUUACCCUGAUCCCUGAAGGAACCAAUGGGACUGAAGAGAGGAUGUCCAUCAUCUGGGAUAAGGCCGUGGUGACUGGGAAGAUGGAUGAGAACCAGUUUGUCGCUGUGACCAGCACAAAUGCAGCUAAAAUCUUCAACCUGUACCCACGGAAGGGCCGUAUUGCAGUGGGCUCGGAUGCCGAUCUCGUCAUUUGGGAUCCUGACAGCGUGAAGACCAUCUCUGCCAAGACUCAUAACAUAGCUCUGGAGUACAACAUCUUUGAAGGCAUGGAGUGCCGCGGCUCUCCGCUGGUGGUGAUCAGCCAGGGGAAGAUCGUGCUGGAGGAUGGGAAUCUCCACGUCACCGAGGGAUCUGGACGAUAUAUCCCCAGGAAACCCUUCCCUGACUUCGUCUACAAGCGUAUCAAAGCCAGGAGCAGGCUGGCUGAGCUGCGGGGGGUGCCUCGAGGCCUCUACGACGGACCCGUCUGUGAAGUGUCGGUGACACCGAAGACUGUCACACCAGCGUCUUCAGCCAAGACAUCUCCUGCCAAACAGCAGGCCCCCCCCGUGAGGAACCUGCACCAGUCUGGAUUCAGCUUGUCUGGGGCACAGAUCGACGACAACAUCCCCCGCCGCACGACUCAGCGCAUCGUGGCACCGCCUGGCGGACGUGCCAACAUCACCAGCUUGGGCUAAGGACCGGCCCCUCCUGUGCCCGCCUGGCAGACCAGGGGAUGCGGCACCGGGAGACCCUUUCUGAUCCUUUUAGAGCCUGUGACAGUUACUGCGGGCAACCAGUGAGCGGGGGGCUGAAGUAAGGCGCCUCUUUCAGCCCCCUCAGAUUCCCUCCUCAUCUUCACCAACCCCUCUCACUUCCCCCGUCAGCCCCUACACAUUUCUAAAGAAACCCUGUUUUGGCACCUCUGACACACAGAAAUAAGUGUAAGGAGGGUGUUUGAGACAUGUGGCCUCUGUCCCAUUCAGCAUCUUUCUUUUAAUAAAGGAAGGAUAAAGUGAAUUUCCCGGGAGCUGCCUUUAAGACACACAC